Molecule: messenger RNA, 1188 nt
Organism: Pleurotus ostreatus (oyster mushroom)
Lineage: Eukaryota; Fungi; Basidiomycota; Agaricomycetes; Agaricales; Pleurotaceae
Exons: 4
Coding region: 1-1188 (395 amino acids)
Source: RefSeq, a predicted model, not a curated record
AUGCCGAACCAAGCAAUAUUCUUCGCACGCAGAUUCUUCGACUCCAACUCAUGGGUCAAUACUUCAAAUUAUACGUACCAGACUGCCGGAAGUGGAAAAUUUGGAGAAUUCGACGGGCAUUGUGCCGCCUUGCUUUUGGCAGCUCGACCCCCGUUGAUCACGCUCGAGAAGGCAUUCAAGGAGAUUUUCAAAUACGACGCGCCAGGCGUAGCAGACCGGGCUGCUCUCGGGCAAUUGGGACAGCUCCCCAUCGAACUCAUUGCGCAGAUCUUCACUCCGUUGAGCAUCAAGGAGGGACUUGUCUUCGGCCUGACCCACGGGCACCUCUUCGUGAUAGGGUGGCAAGUAAUCAAGAAGAAAAUCUGUCGUGUCGUGUUCGUAGACGAUUGGAGCGACAGUCGUAUCAUCUGUCUGGGCGACUACGCCAGUACCCUCCCCGAGGGAUAUUUGUCCGACGAGGAGAAAUUCAGCCUUAUGAAGAGCGCGAUCAAGCGUGAUAGGGAUGAUGAAGCAGACGAGGACGACGGCGAUGUUUCAGAUGAAGCAGCUGGCGAAGACCACGACGGAAAUUCACUUUCUCUCCGGCUCGCUGCGUUCAAGGACCAGACUUUUGGCCUGUACGAUGAAAGUCAGUUGAUGUACUCGGAGAGGAAAAUCAAAUCUUGGCGUGUGAGCCACUCUUCGGUCAGCGACUUGUAUCGACGCGGGAUUAGCAAACCGGAGAUGGACCGCGUCGCGGCCAUCUCCUAUGUGCUGGAGUUCUACUAUAGAUGUGGCCCCUGGCAUAUCGAGCCACAGCGUUUCGCUGACUCGGUGUUGAUCAAUAAUACGAAACGGGAGUACGUGAGGGCGGUGGAUGGUGCGGGGCGGUAUGUGCUUGAUGAUGCGAUUCCGCUGCUGACGGUGUGGGAAGACCGAAUGCAUGGGGAUUGGGCUGGGGAUCGGCUGGCCCUCCCCUCGGUAGAGGAGUUUGAGACGAUGUUGGCAGCAGAGGAAGGCUGGAAGGAAAAGCUGCCCCCGGAGUCAGUAGGGAGUCCUCUGAAGGUACACCGGCGUUUCAUUGGGGAGAACGGUGGAGGUAUCGUGGUACCGCGAUGCUGGCGGGGGGAUAACGCGUCGGUGGAGCGGCGAACCUCACCUUUCGACACUUGGUUUGAGGCGUCGUCUUGCUUUGGAAUCGUGGAGUAA